GUAUAUAAAAGAAAGUUCACAACAAGUCUAAGGGUUUCGUUCGAUCGAGUGUUGUUUGUGAGGGUUUAGGGCGCAAUUUUCUUAAGCUAGCAGAGUCCUCAACUCUCUUCCAUUCACCAUGGCCGACGAUGACUACGAAGAUAUCGACAUGGGUUACGAGGAAGAGCCAGCAGAGCCUGAAAUCGAGGAAGGUGCAGAGGAGGAGGAUCCGGAUAACAAAAACGAUGACAUAGAUGGUUUAGGAGAGCCGAUUGAAACUGAGGAAAAGGAAGAUGAUCAACCUGUUGAGCGUCCUCGAAGGACAUCGAAAUACAUGACGAAGUAUGAGCGGGCUAGGAUUCUCGGUACACGGGCUCUUCAAAUCAGCAUGAACGCACCUGUCAUGGUCGAGUUGGAGGGGGAGACUGACCCACUUGAGAUUGCUAUGAAGGAGCUAAGAGAGCGGAAAAUUCCUUUUACCAUCCGCCGCUACUUGCCUGAUGGAAGCUAUGAAGAUUGGGGAGUUGAUGAACUCAUUGUGGAAGACUCCUGGAAAAGGCAAGUUGGUGGGGAUUGAUGAGUAAAAGGCACUAAGAUCUUACUAUACUGCUGUGGAACUGAUUGUGAAGUGAACACUGAUCUAUGAUCCUACCACAAAACUGGCUUAUCCUAUUUGUUUUGGCUGUGUAUCUAUGUAUGACUUGUUCCUUGUACUUUAACCCGGUAUCAUUUUUGUUUUUGCUCAUCUGUAUAUUACAAAUAUCUAGGCCUUUUAACAGUAUAUGCCGGUGUUUGAACUUUUAAGUGAAAGUUAGAUGGGUGUUUGAAUUUUGAA
This is a messenger RNA of Vicia villosa (hairy vetch), 814 nucleotides long. Its product is annotated as DNA-directed RNA polymerases II, IV and V subunit 6A-like. Gene Ontology annotation, molecular function: DNA-directed RNA polymerase activity; DNA binding. Gene Ontology annotation, cellular component: RNA polymerase I complex; RNA polymerase II, core complex; RNA polymerase III complex. The record is from RefSeq and is a predicted model, not a curated record. NCBI's taxonomy places the organism in Eukaryota, Viridiplantae, Streptophyta, Magnoliopsida, Fabales, Fabaceae. The coding region runs from base 119 to 556 and encodes 145 amino acids. The transcript has 5 exons. Gene Ontology annotation, biological process: DNA-templated transcription.